GCGUUUAUAAAAUUUUUUAUCUGUUCUAUAAGACAAAAUAUGCAAGUAUACGAAGUUUUAAAGUGUUUCUGUAGAAAACACAUUAAAUAAAAAAUGGUGUCCGCCAAAUCAGAAGGAUCCCAUUAACCAACAUUUCUAAUGAUUUAUUUGAAUAUUAUUUAGAAAAAAGAAUUUCGAAAAAAUUAAAAUUGUAAAAAGUGCCACAUAUUUUCGCAAGUCAGCAGUCGUCUAAGCAUGCGCAAUGUUCCGGGCGGGUUUUUGUUUUAUUUUGAAAAAUAAUUGUUUCAGAUGGUAACCUUAGGGAUAACCGAAAAAAUUUGGAAAUACAUAAUAUAUGAUUUACAUCUUGUACUAUAUUCUCACACACUUUUUCUUCAUUUCCAAACAUUUUGACCUUAUUCGCGAUUUACGUUAAAUCUUCAACCCGAAAUUUGCCGCCAUUUCCGAAGAGAUCGUCAAUACAUUUUUCGUGCCUCAUCAUCGCAUCUAGUUAAGAUGCCUCGUGAAAUGAUCACAUUACAACUAGGCCAAUGUGGCAAUCAAAAUUGUUUAUAUACAAAAUCUUAGCUGGAAUCUGAAAAUCUUGUGUAUCUUGGUUGCAAUGUAAAUCUUUGUCCUGGUGGAAAUUUAUGGUAUGGAACAGAUUUUUGUUGGCAUGGAAUUUUGGAAGCAGUUGUGUGCAGAACAUGGUAUUAGUCCAGAAGGUAUUUUGGAAAACUUUGCAACAGAAGGUUUAGAUCGGAAGGAUGUAUUUUUUUAUCAAGCUGAUGAUGAACAUUAUAUUCCCCGUGCUGUACUCCUUGACCUUGAACCAAGAGUUAUUAACACUAUCAUGUCAUCUCCUUAUGCCAAACUAUAUAACCCUGAAAAUGUUUUCCUUGGCAAGCAAGGAGGGGGUGCAGGAAAUAACUGGGCUGUUGGUUUCUCACAGGGUGAAAAGUUAUAUGAGGAAAUAUUUGAUAUCAUUGAUAGAGAAGCCGAUGGAAGUGACAGUCUUGAGGGGUUUGUUCUUUGUCAUUCAAUAGCAGGUGGAACUGGAUCAGGUUUAGGAUCGUAUAUGUUGGAAAAGUUGAAUGACAGGUUUCCCAAAAAGCUUAUUCAGACAUAUUCAGUAUUUCCAAAUCUGGAUGAAAUAUCAGAUGUUGUUGUCCAACCAUAUAAUUCUCUAUUAACAUUGAAAAGACUUACAUUGAAUGCAGAUUGUGUGGUUGUUUUGGAUAACACAGCUCUCCACCGAAUUGCAACUGAUCGCCUUCGCAUUCAGAAUCCAACUUUUGGUCAGAUCAACUCAUUGGUCUCAAUUGUGAUGUCAACAAGCACAGCUACACUGCGUUACCCUGGAUACAUGAAUAAUGAUCUUGUAGGCUUGAUUGCUUCUCUUAUUCCUACACCACGACUUCAUUUUUUAAUGACUGGUUAUACACCAUUAACAACUGACCCACAUGUUGCUAGUGUGAGAAAAACUACUGUCCUUGAUGUGAUGCGUAGGCUAUUACAACCAAAAAACAUGAUGGUCUCAACACCUGUUCAUAGACAAGACAAGCACUGCUAUAUUUCAAUAUUGAAUAUCAUUCAAGGUGAAGUAGAUCCUACACAGGUCCACAAAAGUCUGCAGAGAAUCCGUGAGCGUAAACUGGCACAGUUUAUCCCAUGGGGUCCAGCUAGUAUACAAGUUGCACUUUCCAGAAAAUCUCCUUACAUUCUAACUGCUCAUCGAGUCAGUGGUCUAAUGUUGGCUAAUCACACCAGUAUAUCUUCAUUGUUUGAAAGGACCAUGUCACAUUAUGAUAAACUGCGGAAACGAGAAGCUUUUAUGGAAACAUUUAAGAAAGAACCUAUGUUCCACGAUGAUUUAUCAGAAUUUGAUGCUUCCAGAGAAGUUUUGCAACAAUUGGUGGAUGAAUAUCAUGCUGCUACCAACUCAGAGUAUCUUUCUUGGGGCAUGAAGAAUGCAUCAUAAAACAGUGUUUGAAUGCAUUGAAAUGUAACUCUGGAAAUACAACUGAUUUUGAUCCAGUCUAAGAGAAGAAAAUUGUGACACAUAAAACUGAUCUAUGAUUGAAAAAGUCUAGAUUUGUUGAUAUCACUGUUCUCUACAGUAGUUCAACAUGCAUGUCUUUCUCACUUGAACUGAUAUUUACACAUUUGGUGAAUCGAUCCUAUUUAUUUCUGAUUUCUGUUAACUUGAUUCCUUUCAUACAUGUUGCUGACUUAUAUUUUUUGAAAUAAAUAUUAUACAUUUUUUUUUUUUA
Octopus bimaculoides (California two-spot octopus) is the source of this 2252-nucleotide messenger RNA. Its product is annotated as tubulin gamma-1 chain. The record is from RefSeq and is a predicted model, not a curated record. Gene Ontology annotation, biological process: microtubule nucleation; cytoplasmic microtubule organization. NCBI's taxonomy places the organism in Eukaryota, Metazoa, Mollusca, Cephalopoda, Octopoda, Octopodidae. Gene Ontology annotation, cellular component: gamma-tubulin complex; microtubule. Gene Ontology annotation, molecular function: GTP binding.